Messenger RNA from Ilyonectria robusta, 2497 nucleotides. RefSeq lists its product as uncharacterized. The coding region runs from base 81 to 2063 and encodes 660 amino acids. Gene Ontology annotation, biological process: DNA-templated transcription; regulation of DNA-templated transcription. The transcript is spliced from 6 exons. The record is from RefSeq and is a predicted model, not a curated record. Gene Ontology annotation, molecular function: DNA binding; DNA-binding transcription factor activity, RNA polymerase II-specific; zinc ion binding. NCBI's taxonomy places the organism in Eukaryota, Fungi, Ascomycota, Sordariomycetes, Hypocreales, Nectriaceae.
AUUGUUUCCAACUUUCCAGCUUCAUUGCUGGGCGCUUCCAGAGCGGAGAAUCAACGGUAUCGUAUUAACGCCUCGCCAACAUGCCUCCCAGACGAGCAUGUGACAUAUGUUACAAGAGAAAGAUCCAGUGCUCUAUCCCCGAUCCAGAUGCACCCUGCAACUGGUGCAGUCACCAUAAUCUGACUUGCAAAUUUACAAGGGCAAAGCAAAGAAACACAAAGAACAGAGCCAGAUUGAGUGACAUAAAAGAGUUGUUCAAUCGCAUUGAGCAGCUUGAGGGUGCUCUAGCUCAGAGUACGGCCAAUAAGCAGACGCCUCGUGAAGUGUCAUCCAGUCCCGCAGAGAUAACAACUCCAGCUACCGCACAAGAUGAAUCUCUUCAAUACGUGACUCCAUCCAGUCUUGGCGGGCAGUCCUGUGUUCCCGAAUCUACGCAGUCCCCCUUGGUUUCACCACAGCCAAACACGCAGCUCCCCAAUUUCUCAUUUGGGCAAAUUCGCUUCUCCGGGCGCCAUUUAGGACAGAACUGGUACUACAAGGGAACGCCUUUGCUUUCCGAGGCGGGCCAGAACUGGAUAUCAUCCCGAACUGGCCAAGAUGUUAAUCUAGGCAAGUUCCAUCUGUUUGGCAGUCAGGAAGGUCUGUUUGCUUCGACAUUCUCAGCUUUUCAAUUGCAUAUCUCUUCUCAAGAAUUAUGGGAGCUACCUGAUAAGAGUGUGACUCAAAAGAUUCUCAGUGGUUUCUUCAGUUCGCCUUCUCGGCUGGCUUUCCCGAUACUGGACAAAAUACUGUUUGAAGAUACCUUGGAAACAGCAUAUGAACCAUUCAAUGGAAUGCCCUCCUCGCCCGCACAUGUGUCGGCCAUAGCUUGUGUUAACGCCGCUCUCUCCAUUAUGUGUCAGCUAAAACGGUCCAGGGAGGUCUCUUCUUCUAUCAAGAGCGAUGCUUGUGCUACCAAGGCGCAAUGCAUGCUAGGACAUAUCACUGGGGAUGCAACCUUGGUAAACCUCCAGACAGUGCUCAUGUUGCAAAUGCAUCAGACACAUACAGGCCAAUGGAAAAAUGCCACCUUUAUGCACUCAAUUGCCUGCCGCAUGGUUUGCGGGCUUGGCGGACACAUAUAUCAGCCUUUGCCCUGUACAGAACGACAGAGCAGCCACAUCCGAAUGCUUUUCUGGUUGUGCUACGGGUUGGACAAGGAUAUCUCUCUCCGUUCCGGGCAACCUCCCCUUCUCACGGAGGAUUAUUGUGAUCUAACCCCGCCCGAAGAUUAUUUGAGUUGUUACUCUUGCUCGCCCGGGCCGGAUGAUGGAGUCUCAAGGACUAGUGGCGAUACCGAUGGGAUCUUCACCUCUCAUUUCCCUGGAGACCCUGGCCUAAGCUAUCUUAAAGAGAAAACUUGCCGUCUUCUCUAUUCACCUCAGGCAUUUAGGAUGACCGACAGCCAACUACUCCUCCAUAUUCGCCAGCUAGAUGACGAGCUUGAGAGCUGGCGAAUCUCCAUCCCCCCUGAAUUCCGCCCCAAACUUUCCAUUCCUCCAAAUCGCCCUCUGCUUCCAGCUGGGAUGAAGGCCCCGCAAAUCAUUCGAUAUAUCAACCUGCAACUAGAUUAUCACUACCUUACGACGGCAAUUCAUACGACGGUUAGGAGGUGCGGCGCCGGUAGCCCUGAGGCCGAUGAUUUGCCCGAGGAUCUCCAUAUCGUUGCUCAUUCAAGCACCGACCUUACCUUAGAAGCGAGCCGCUCAACUCUCCUAUUUUUGAAGGCCCCCAUAUCGACGUUGGCGGAAGAAGCAUUUUGGCACAUCGUCUUCUAUUCUACCGUGGCUGCCAUGUCUCUGUUCACAAACAUCCUACUGCACCCCCUCGAUACCCGAGUACAACUAGAUAUUGAACUUUUAGUAUCGGCCGUCGGCAUAAUCCGCAGUAUGCCAUUGGGUACACUAACACACGACGAGGUUGACCAUGUACAACAAACAAAUGACUUUAUAAUAGAGCUAGUACGGCUUGGGAGUUGCGCUAUCUCGAAGGCAAAGAGAGAAGAAAGAUACGAACUGGGUUAGGUGGGAGCGUAUUGCCGACAAUAGUCAUUCCGUACAAAUCGGUAUGAUAGAGAGCUGGAGUGAAACGUGCAAGCGGCGUGCAAUUGAAAUCACAAAUUAAAACUACCGAAUGCUCACGGCGAGGUCCGAGAAUUGUGACAUUGCUGGAGCUUCGUACAGCGGUGCAUCGCUCAACCUCAAAUUCAGAUUCGGGCAAGUACAAGUAAGUAUCGCCCCGUCCACGACCGGUAAACACGCUUCAACUCCGAUCAUUCUUCCCUGAUCUGGCGAUUGCUUGACUUCUGUGGAAUUAGCCUGGGGACAUGCUCUGCACAGGCCACGGAGUACGGAGCUUUGAUGCCUCCGUCAAUAUCGGAACUGCGAGGCGCUGAGUGACGGCAUUCCCUGAGAUCAGCUCACAAAAGCUGUUGGCUACUUAUGCUUGUAUAUAAAAG